GCAAGACAAGGCCAGGAGGACAACUUGCAGCAAGACCCUCGCGUUUCUUAAGUCAGACAAACACAGAAGGAUCAAGAUCCUUCAGGUUGAUCUCAAAAGGCGGGCAGUUCUGGAAUUCCAACAAGCGUUUAUUGACUGUAAAGCCUAGUCAAGGUUUGGCAAGAAGAUGGGUGGCAAGGCAAAACCAACGAAGCACACUUCUAAGGAGAUUGCAAAGAAGGUGUUCGAAGCAAAUGUGAAUCGUGGCGGCGGAGCCGCUGGAAAAGCUGAAAGACAGAAUGCAGCAUGUGGUUUCAAGUGCUACGUCUGUCUUUGUCAGCAGCCCAGUGAAAAGUCGCUGCAAAUCCAUUGGGAGGCAAAGCAUACAGACAAGGGAGCUCUAGAUCUGGAGAAAGCUAGGUGCAAGUGAGAGCGCAUUUUUUGAUCCCUCCAUAUGUUAAGAUCCCGAGAACAUCUUACUUAGGAACUUGAUCGUCCUUCAAUUCUUCCUUUCGUGGAAGGGAAGAAUUUGUUGGUCGGCUUGUCGGGCAGUUGUUUUCUCCUUUAUUUUUGUGUCGGUUUCCUUCAUUUUGUGCUAAUUGCUUUAUUGGGAGAACUGCUUGUAAAUGUUUUCAUCGUGUU
Molecule: messenger RNA, 621 nt
Organism: Guillardia theta CCMP2712
Lineage: Eukaryota; Cryptophyceae; Pyrenomonadales; Geminigeraceae
Exons: 3
Coding region: 167-409 (80 amino acids)
Source: RefSeq, a predicted model, not a curated record